CCUUUUUAUUGGAACUCAUAACCAUCCACCUCUACCUCCAGAAAAAAUUCUAGUAAAUAUUAAAAAAAAUCUUCAAGCUUUAAUUAAUCAAGCUAUUAAUGAAAAUAAUAUUAUUACUCUUGACAAAUUUAAUCAA
Dentiscutata heterogama is the source of this 136-nucleotide messenger RNA. NCBI's taxonomy places the organism in Eukaryota, Fungi, Glomeromycota, Glomeromycetes, Diversisporales, Gigasporaceae. The record is from the annotation of a GenBank genome assembly.